AUGUAUACACAUCGUGAAGGGUUAUCGCCUACGGAGACAGGUGGCAGCCGAGAAGGCAGCAGGACACCCGUUAUCACGACUCGCACACCCAGCCCAGGAACAGGCGAUUCUCGUAACAUAACACAGGUAGACACUCCACAGGCGCCUGUAACCGGAAGGCGCCAUGACACUGUAUGGGAGCAGGAUCGCUAUGAGUUUCAUACACUAUCACCUUCCACACACCCUGUGCGAGUGCUUGCCGCUCGAAUACAUUCUGCGAUAGCCGAAGCUUCAGCUCAUAGCACGCCUCCAGUCUUCGAGGGGGUCUCUGGAUAUCCUUUUCCAGGUGUCGAUGCAUUGAGGCGUGAGCCUUUCAAUGAGUUGAAGCGCGAUUGGAUCCGUGCUACAACCUUCUACUGCUACGACCAAGCUUGGAUGCAGUAUGUUUGCGGCAAUCACCUUUCAUUCCUCAGUCAUGUACACGCUACACUUGUCUAUCAAGACCUUGAUGAGGGCCUGUUAUACGACAGUGACCUUACUGUGUAUGCGAAAACCAGGGUUCUAGGAUUGUUUCGCGGCCGCUUGAACACCGAUGAUACCACCAUUAUUAGCAUACUUCAUAUGCUUAUCAGCGAGAUCGGAAGCCCCGACGAAGACGCGUUUGGUGUACACCAGGAUGGCUUGGUGACCUGUUUGAGGAAUCAACAGGACGGACUAGGUGCCAAUAUUGCGACAUUUAUGACUUUGGUUAUGCUCACCUUUGCCAUCUGUCGAGGACAAGACGUGUCCGCAGAACUCACACCACGAGCGUCUUCUGAGGCCUGGCUUGACCACAAUAAUCCCAUCUCGCCGCUUUUAGCUCCCCAGAAUCAUACGCCGCCUUCAUACCGAGUCUACUCCGCAGCCGUGACUGAUAUCAUAUGGAAGAUGCAGAGGUGUACCAGCACAUUUCUGGCAAGAUGGAAUCACAAAGGAGAACCUCAUAUGAUGUCAAGCGGUCAGUUGGCAUUAUGCGACACAGAACUCCAGGACAUAUACUCUGACCUGCUUUUAUUGCCUUCAGCCGAGGACGAUCACUCGCUAGAUUGGGUCUACGAAAGCUGUCGAAUCGCCGCCUUGAUCUACUGUAGAUCGAUAGUUCAUGGGGCAACACUUGUGGAAUCGGCAAACAUUAUGCACGCGGGCAUAUCUGGAUCUAGUACUGAAAGCGGCACACUUAUAUCAGCUUUACACUCCGCCCUUGGAAAGACGAAAGUCCAGACCUGCUGGGGCUCCGAAUUGUCUGGCGUUUUCCUCUGGGUAGCUCUCGUGGGCGCAGCAGCAUCUCGAUCCCCACCGCACUCCUCUUCAGAAGAGACUUUGCAAGCAUCGGCAUGGAUGAGGAAAUGCUUUGCGCUCUAUGCAGUCAGGGCGGCAGUAUCAGUCCCUUUCGAUUAUGCCGACGCCACAAUCCACGCCUUACGCACGAUGCUGCAGGUCCAACGGUACAUCGCCAUCAAAACCGGCCUGAAUCUCGCUCACUAG
This is a messenger RNA of Alternaria alternata, 1503 nucleotides long. RefSeq lists its product as hypothetical. NCBI's taxonomy places the organism in Eukaryota, Fungi, Ascomycota, Dothideomycetes, Pleosporales, Pleosporaceae. Bases 1 to 1503 code for a protein of 500 amino acids. The transcript is spliced from 3 exons. The record is from RefSeq and is a predicted model, not a curated record.